Messenger RNA from Syngnathus typhle (broad-nosed pipefish), 2104 nucleotides. Its product is annotated as H-2 class I histocompatibility antigen, Q7 alpha chain-like. The transcript has 8 exons. Gene Ontology annotation, cellular component: external side of plasma membrane. Gene Ontology annotation, biological process: immune response. Lineage: Eukaryota; Metazoa; Chordata; Actinopteri; Syngnathiformes; Syngnathidae. The record is from RefSeq and is a predicted model, not a curated record. The coding region runs from base 181 to 1518 and encodes 445 amino acids.
UAGAACCAGUUUUGACACAUUCCAGUAUAAUCAUGAGUGGCAUCAUCGUCAGCCUAAUUUAGUUUAGGUGGGAAAGGUCUCUACAGUUUUCUGUCAUUAUGCGUCCGCCAGUUGGAAUAGUCAUACAUUUGAGCAAAUACUCCGCUUGACUAAAAUGUGACAAACAACUUGACGCUUGGAAUGAAUUUACUUGCAUUCUUUCUUGCGGCCGUGCAAAUACACAGCGUGACGCUUGUCAUUCACACGCUCAAUUAUUUCACGACCAUCUCUCAAGUUGCAAAGCUACCAGAGUACUUGGUGAUGGCCUAUGUUGAUGGCGUUCAGAUUCUGCAGUUUGACAGCUACCACAGGGAAACGAAAGCCAAGCAUGACUGGGUGAAUAAAAUCUCAGAAGAUAAUCCGCACUUCUGGGAGAGAGAGACGGACAUCAAUAUUAUGAAUGAGCAGAUCAUGAAGGGCAACCUUCAAACCGCUAAAAAGCGCUUCAACCAAACUGGAGGUGUUCACAUGAUUCAGGUGAUGAAAGGCUGUAAAUGGGACGAUGAGACGGAUGAGGUUAAUGGUUGGGAGCACUACCGUUACGAUGGAGAAGACUUCCUAGCAUUUGAGGCGAAGACGAUGACAUGGAUCCCAGCACAGCCACAAGCUUUCAUCACCAAAAUCAAGUUGGACCAAAUGGACGGGUUUGAUAAAGUCAUGACAAUUAGCCUCACUGAGAAGUGUCCUUUCCUGUUGAAGGAGCAUUUGAGGAACGGGAGGGACUUCCUAACGAGAACAGAGCUUCCCAAGGUGUUUCUCCUGCAGAAGACGCCUUCUUCUCCGGUCACCUGCCACGCCACGGGUUUCUACCCCAGGACAUCAUCCCUCUUUUGGAGGAAGAACGGCGAGGAGAUCCACAAGGACGUGGAGAAGGGGGCGACCCUCCCCAACCACGACGGAACCUUCCAAACCUCGGUCCACCUGAAAGUGGAGGUGACGCCCGCCGCGGAGCAGGAGUACGAAUGCGUGUUCCGGCUGGCCGGCGUCUCGGAAGACAUCGUCACCAAGCUGGACGCCGGAAGCAUCCUGAGCAACCAAGCCAGGAAGCUGGAGGUGCCCAUCUUUAUCCUGUUGGCGAUGAUUUAUGUGACGGUGGUGAUGUCGAUGAUGGUGGUAGCGGUGAUGGGCCCUGCCGUGCGUCAAGAAAAGGGAAGUUGGAAGAAGCCGGUGGUCAACGCCACCUUAUGUGCGAUGAUCCUCGUUCUGGGGCCAAUGGUGAUCGGAUGUCUGGUGUGGAUGGCGGUGAUGAUGGCUGUGGUGAUGGUGGUGGUGGUGAUGUCCAAGGCCAUACAUCUCAUAAGCAAAUUAGCCAUAUACGCUCAAGCUUAUAAAGAGGUCAAGCAGAAAAGAAAAGAAGAAGAAGAAGAAGGACAAUUAAGGACACGGCAUCCAGGUUUGGAGAUUGCAGCCGGGACUCUGCAUUCCUGGGGUCACGGAUCGACCAAGGCCAUGUGGCCUCGCAACACACAACAUUAUUAGCUAGCUAAACAGCGUUGCUACAGUCACAGGUGGGGGAGCCUUCUGCCUAGUUCUCCUCGCGAGCAAAAGGAAUACUGGUUGUCUUCUCCUCUUUGUUUCCAGCGUGUAAAUUAAUGUCUGAUGGUGUUUAGACCUGUUUGUUUUCGCUCCCUCUCCCCAUCCCCCCACCCCUCCCCGGCUGGGGAGGUGGUGAGGUGACACCCAAGCUGACAGCGGCUAUCUGGAUUCUCGUGGACCAAUUCAGGAUGAGGGAACUGCAGCUUACCCUCCUCGAAGACACUUCCAGGACAAUCGAGGGCACCUCCUGCAGCUCUUUGCUUUGAAUUGGACAUCCACUUUUUGAUUGAUUUUCAUAUUAUGUAUUUUAUGUGCCCUCUGCAUUCAUUGCAGCCUGGUGAUCCUGAAAGGGGGAUCCUUCCAUCUGUUGUCCCUUCUCAAGGAAUCUAAUUUUUUUUUUCCUUGCCCUUUUGGGAGCUUAAGAUCAGGGGAUGCUUUGAGAAUAAUUGUCAAUUGUUUGUCUAUGUGAAGCCCUUUGAGACUGCUUGUGAUUUAGGGGUAUACAAAUAAACUUGACUUGACUUGAAAA